AUGUCCUCCAUAAAUAGCAAUACUCCUGAAAAGCAAGGAUCGCCGGAUAUCAUUAAAGAUCCAGAGUAUUUCAUCAGCACUGAAUCACUCGACAAGUCGUCGCCAGAAGAACAAGUUGAGCAAUUAGCUCAAGACCUUGGUAUAAAUCAAAAGAAACUCAUGUGGAAAAUUGAUCUUUGGGUCGUUCCACCAUUUUGUCUUUUAUAUUUCCUUUCAUUUUUAGAUCGUGUCAACAUCUCCAAUGCUAAUCUUUAUGGUUUAAGUACAGAAUUAGGGUUGGUGGGGAACCAAUACAAUACUGCCUUAACUGUAUUUUUUGUACCAUAUGUGUUUUUUGAAGUUGCUGCAAAUUAUACCAUCAAAUUUGUUCGUCCACACAUCUGGUUAUCUAUUUUAGUUUUGUUGUUUGGUGUCUUAUCCAUUGGUAUGGGAUUUGUUCAAAAUUUCGGUGGGUUAGUUGCUUGUCGUUUUUUGAUUGGGGUUACUGAAGCUUCUACAUUCCCAUCCAUUUUCUAUUUAUUGUCUACUUAUUACUCCAAGAGUGAAUCGCAAAGAAGAUUCUCGGCCUUCUUUUCGUGUACGGCAUUAUCGGGUGCUGCCUCCGGUGCCAUUGCAUAUAAAAUCCAUGACUUGGAUGGAGUCCAUGGGUUAUCCAGUUGGAGAUGGAUUUUCAUCAUUGAAGGUAUUGUCACUUGUGGGUGCGCAGUUAUCUUGUUCUUUUUAAUUGCUGAUUUCCCAGAACAAGCCCGAUUCUUGAAUGCAAAUGAACGUGAGUUUUUAAAGAAAAAGUUGGAAAUUUUGUCUGGUACAUCUUCCGCAUUUGAAAUCAAAAACAAAUUAAAGGAUGUGUUGAAAUGUUUCAAGGAUUGGUUGAUCUGGUUGCCUGCAUUAUCCUACUUUGGGUUGAUUAUUCCUUCUUACGGGUAUGCUUACUUUGCUGCCACUAUUAUUAACCAAAUGGGUUACACUGCCGUUGACGCUCAACAGCAUUCCGUCUACCCAUGGCUUUGUGCUUUCGGUUUGAUCAAUAUUACUGCAUUUGCUUCGGAUAGAUUCCAAAAGAGAUUGCCAUUUGCCAUUGCCUCGUGUGUCAUUGCCAUUGCUGGUCUUGCUAUGGUUUUAGGUGCUACCACUGCUCCUAGAGUGCGUUAUGCUGGUUGUUUCCUUACUGCAUCAGGGUUAUAUACUGCCAUGCCAUUAGUUGUCUGUUGGGCUGCUUUGAAUAACGGUUCUCAUAUUAGAAAGUCAGUCGGUACCGCCUGGCAAAUUGGAUUUGGGAACAUUGGUGGUAUCAUUGCUACAUUUAUCUUUUUAGCCAAGGAUGCGCCAGUUUACAAGCCUGGUUUAGCUACUUGUAUUGCUGCUGUUUGUUUCUCGAUCAUGUGCUCUCUUGGUUACUUCUACGCUUGUAUGAGAAUGAACAAGAUCAAGCAGACUGAUGCAUACAAACAGGAAUUUGCAGCCAUGGAACAACGAGAACAAAUUAAUGCCGGUGAUAGAAACCCAAGCUUUAAAUAUUUGUAUUAG
Messenger RNA from Spathaspora passalidarum NRRL Y-27907, 1527 nucleotides. It is a transcript of the gene TNA1, whose product is annotated as Tna1p. Gene Ontology annotation, cellular component: plasma membrane. The transcript has a single exon. Gene Ontology annotation, molecular function: transmembrane transporter activity. Gene Ontology annotation, biological process: transmembrane transport. The record is from RefSeq and is a predicted model, not a curated record. NCBI's taxonomy places the organism in Eukaryota, Fungi, Ascomycota, Pichiomycetes, Serinales, Debaryomycetaceae. The coding region runs from base 1 to 1527 and encodes 508 amino acids.